Clunio marinus is the source of this 1400-nucleotide messenger RNA. NCBI's taxonomy places the organism in Eukaryota, Metazoa, Arthropoda, Insecta, Diptera, Chironomidae. The record is from the annotation of a GenBank genome assembly.
AUGGCAAAGUUAAGUGAGACAAAUCAAUAUUUGGCUGCUUUUACAGUGAAUAUUAUCACACUUGGGGUUGGCGCUUCAAUUGGAUGGUCAUCACAAACAUUGCCAAUUCUUAUAAAAACGUCGAACGAAUCCCCUUUAAAAGUUCCACUCACAAAAAAUGAAGCGUCGUGGGUGGAAUGCAAUUUGGCUGUCGGUGCAAUCUUUGGAACUUUUCUAUUUGGAUAUCUGUCUGAAAGGAUUGGAAGAUUUUGGACAGCUUUUAUGACUGCAUUGCCACAAAUCUUUUGGUGGAUUUGCGUCAUCGUUGGAAAAUCUUUUACGAUUCUUCUGAUCGGAAGAUUUUUUGCAGGACUUUCAGCAGGCGGUGUGUUUGUGUUGGUUCCACUUUAUAUAUCAGAAAUUUCUAAAGAUUCAUUACGUGGAAUUCUUGGAUGUUUUUUUAUGUUUGCUAUAAAUCUCGGAACUGUGUUAAUGUUUCUUGCUGUAGAAUACCUAAAUUAUUCAAUCGUGCCAAAAAUUUUUAUUUCGAUUCCAUUUAUCUUCACAUUGACCUUCAUGUUUCUGCCUGAAACGCCACAAUAUUUGUUGAAACGUGGAGAAAUCAAGAAGGCGGAAAACUCACUUAGAUUUCUGAGAGGUUGUCAAAACUUCAAUGAAGUUCCUGAAAAAGUCAAGAAAGAACUCCUAGUGAUUUCAAAGGAAAUUGAAGAAGAGACUUUGGUCAAAAAUGUGUCAAUAAUUGACAAAUUAAGGACACUUGUUGCACGAAAAUCUUUGAUCAUUGGACUUGUACUCGUCUCCGUUAAUCAGCUCAGCGGGUGUCUUGUGUUCAUGAACUAUAAAGCUGAUAUUUUUAUCAAUGUUGGGUUGAAAUUUUCUCCAGAAUUUUUUGCAAUUAUUAUUUCAAUAAUUCAAGUAAUAGGAUCAGUUGUUUCUACAUUUGUUGUUGGAAGCAUGACGAGAAAAUUACUUUACAUAAGCACGUGCUUUGGGGCAAUUUCGGGAUUCUUGGCGUGGGGAUUCUGCUUAAAUUUAUUUGAUAAAAGAACAAUAUUUCCAUGGCUGUCAAUUUCGGCUUUGUCGCUAGCGAUUUUUAUGGCGUCGGCAGGAUUUUUACCACUCACUUUUGUUCUUCUCUCGGAAAUUCUACCACAAAAGAUUCGAAGUAUUGGAAUGACCUUGUGUAUGGCUUUGUUUUGGACACUUUCAUUUAUAUUACAUAAAAUUUUCAUUAAUUUAGUUGCCUUUGCACAAUUCUACAUUAGUUUAUUAAUCUUUUGUGGAUUCAUUUUCCUUGGGAUGAUGUUUAUUGUAGUUUAUGUACCCGAAACACGUAACAAAAGUGGUGAUGAAAUUGAAGAAGCUUUAAGAUAAGACUGAAAUGUGAAAACUUACUGAGG